CAACUUCAAACACACCAGCACACAAGCUAUCCAUUAGUCUGGCAGCGCGCUCGCACGACUUAGACGUAAAGCAGCAGCGAAAUCAAGACAGACAUGGCACGAGGCAAGCUCAUUGUAUUCGAGGGACUGGACCGGGCUGGGAAAUCGACGCAGUGCGAGAAGCUAGUUGCUGAUUUGCAGAAUGACGGGGUGUCUGUACGGCAUGUGCGGUUUCCAGAUAGGACGACGCCGAUUGGACAGAUGAUCAACAGCUACUUGAGUGGGCAGAGCGAGCAGGAGGAUCAUGUGAUUCAUCUGCUGUUCUCUGCGAACCGGUGGGAAGCAGCCCCGUCUAUCCAAGCGGACCUUGCUGCUGGCACCACGGUUAUCAUUGAUCGGUAUUACUACAGCGGGUGCGUCUACUCGGCUGCCAAGCAGAACCCCAGUCUGAGCCUGGAGUGGUGCCGGAAACCCGACGUUGGAUUGCCGCGGCCAGACUUGUGUCUUUUUCUCGAUAUUUCGGCUGAGGAUGCGGCGAAGCGCGGGGGCUUUGGCACGGAAAAGUACGAGAAGAAGGACAUGCAGGAUCGGGUGCGGGCCUUGUUUGAGACGCUGAUGCAGAAGAAGGAGGGAGAGGACUUUGUGCGCAUCGACGCUGGGGGUAGCAUGGACGAGGUGGCAGCAAAGGACAGCUGCCGUUGA
Molecule: messenger RNA, 681 nt
Organism: Exserohilum turcica Et28A
Lineage: Eukaryota; Fungi; Ascomycota; Dothideomycetes; Pleosporales; Pleosporaceae
Exons: 4
Coding region: 94-681 (195 amino acids)
Biological process (GO): dTDP biosynthetic process; dTTP biosynthetic process; dUDP biosynthetic process
Cellular component (GO): cytoplasm; nucleus; cytosol
Molecular function (GO): dTMP kinase activity; ATP binding
Source: RefSeq, a predicted model, not a curated record